AUGCCGAUAAAUUAUUUUGAAUAUUUUAAAAGAGGAACUCGACAAUUACGCAAUAAAAAUGGCGAUUUGAUAAAUUGUUCGCCGUUAAAACCAGGAAGUUGUCCAGGUGGUGCGCUAUGCUAUCAAGAUUCAAUAAAUACUGAACAGUUUCGCUGUUGUGGUAAAGACCCAAGUGAUGGAUGUGGAACGGGACAAAGGGCUCUUAAACAUUUAAAUGGUAGCACAUUGCUUUGUCUACCUGGUACAGCUGAAUGUCCUGGGAAUGGAAUAUGUGAAUGGAGUUUCGACAUUGAUCGUUUCCAAUGUUGUGAAGCAGAUAAUGGCUGUUUACACGAAGAAAUACCUGCGUUUGAUUCGAAGGGAAAUGUUAUCUCUUGCUCGCCCAUAACUCCGUUAUUGUGCCCCGAUGAGGCUAUUUGUCGAUUUAAUUUUUGGACUGCUUCUUACCAAUGCUGUAGACAGAAUAAUCAAUUAGGUAAAAACUUAUUGCCUAAAAGAUGUAAAAAUUCUUCAUCAAGGACACCAUCAAUCUGUUCAAAAGCAUAUAAAAGAAGCAACAGGUGA
Meloidogyne enterolobii is the source of this 564-nucleotide messenger RNA. The record is from the annotation of a GenBank genome assembly. NCBI's taxonomy places the organism in Eukaryota, Metazoa, Nematoda, Chromadorea, Rhabditida, Meloidogynidae.